AUGGUGGGAGAAGUGACCGAGUUCGAGAAGCGCAAGAUCAUUGCUGGAAAUGCAAAGUUCCACCGCCUCGGCUGGAAGCGCCUCACCAUUGUGUUGAUCGUCCAGGCCAUCGCCCUGGGAUCGCUGUCCAUCCCGGCCGCGUUCGCGACCCUGGGCAUGGUUGCUGGUGUCAUUUGCUCCGUCGGUAUCGGCCUGAUCGCCAUUUACACAUCAUACAUUGUGGGACAGGUCAAGGUGAACUUCCCAGAUGUGCAGCACUACCCUGCCGCAGGAGGGCUCAUGUUUGGCCGGGCCGGAUACGAAAUCUUCGGCGUCAUGUUGACGCUUCAGCUUGUGUUCCUAACGGCCUCGCAUUGUUUAACGGGGACAAUUGCGUUUCAAACUCUCACAGAGAGCGAUGUCUGCAGCUUGGUUUGGGGCGUAGUGUCUGCCGUCAUCCUGUUGCUGCUCGCUGUGCCUCCCAGCUUCGCUGAAGUGGCCAUCUUGGGAUACGUCGAUUUCGUCUCGAUUAUUCUGGCCAUUGGAAUCACUAUUAUUGCGACCGGAGUCAGGAAAUCCUCCAUUUCACCUCCGGUGGAAUGGUCAGCGUGGCCAAAGGAGGACAUCAGCUUCGCAACGGCAUUCAUCGCGAUUUGCAACAUCUUCUUCGCCUACAGCUUUUCGAUUUCUCAAUUCUCCUUCAUGGAUGAGAUGCACACGCCUACAGACUAUAUGAAGUCCAUCUGGACUCUGGGAGGCAUCGAAAUUAUCAUCUACACUCUCACAGGCGCCCUCAUCUACUCCUUUGUGGGAGUUGACGUCAAGUCACCCGCCAUCUUGUCCUCGGGAUCGACGGUGGCCAAAGUGGCCUUUGGAGUUGCACUGCCUGUCAUCUUCAUCAGUGGAUCCAUCAACACAACGGUUGGUGUUCGAUAUAUCCACGGGAGGAUGUACAAAAACAGCGUCACUCGCUUCGUCAAUACUAAGAAGGGCUGGAUCUCGUGGUUGGCUUUGAUCACGGUAUUUACCUGGAUCAGUUUUGUCGUUGCAGAGUCUAUCCCAUUCUUCAGCGACUUGAUCGCCAUCACAUCGAGCUUGCUGAACUCCGGUUUCACGCUGUACAUCCCUGCCAUGAUGUGGUUCAUUCUUCUCAAGAAGGGAAAUUGGUACAGCAAGGAGAACCUUUUCUGGAGCAUUGUCAACGGAUUUAUCUUCGUCAUGGGACUCAUUCUCUUGGUCGGAGGUACCUAUUCGUCGAUUAAGAACAUUAUGGUGAAGUAA
Messenger RNA from Ilyonectria robusta, 1260 nucleotides. RefSeq names its product transmembrane amino acid transporter protein-domain-containing protein. Gene Ontology annotation, molecular function: amino acid transmembrane transporter activity. Gene Ontology annotation, cellular component: vacuolar membrane. Lineage: Eukaryota; Fungi; Ascomycota; Sordariomycetes; Hypocreales; Nectriaceae. Gene Ontology annotation, biological process: amino acid transmembrane transport. Bases 1 to 1260 code for a protein of 419 amino acids. The record is from RefSeq and is a predicted model, not a curated record. The transcript is spliced from 2 exons.